AUGAACGUAGAAAACUCUAAUGUUCCAAAUGCCUCGGACAAACCCGCAAGUACGCAAAAAAUAACCCCUCCUAUGGGACCUGAGCCUCAAGAGUAUUCCUCUUCCCGACAAUCUCAACAAGAAUAUUCUUCUGUGCCAUCUUCUCAACAACAAUACUCCACUGUGCCAACUUCUCAACAACAAUACUCCACUGUGCCAACUUCUCAACAAGAAUACUCCACUGUGCCAACUUCUCAACAAGAAUACUCCACUGUGCCAACUUCUCAACAAGAAUACUCUACUGUGCCAUAUACUCAACAAGAAUACUCUUCUGUGCAAUUUCCUCAACAUUUCCAUGAACAGCAAAGUUCUUCUGGUUAUGCACCUCCACAAGGCGAAGCUUACUCUAAAUCUUAUGAAACCUAUUACCAACAAACUUCUCAACCGAUACCGAUGCAACCAAUUUAUCCACCACAAAAUCCGGUUAUCGUUACAAGUGCACCAGCACCUCCACCAGUUAUAGUGCAAACUCAACGGGCUCCUGGUAUUUUUUCAAUGAAUUUGAUUUGA
Molecule: messenger RNA, 549 nt
Organism: Acaulospora morrowiae
Lineage: Eukaryota; Fungi; Glomeromycota; Glomeromycetes; Diversisporales; Acaulosporaceae
Source: the annotation of a GenBank genome assembly